CGAAUUGUUCGCUAUCUGUCGUUUUCCUGCUGUCUCCUUUCUUUUCUACACGUUCUCCAAACGUGUGGUUUUAGAGUGCUCUGAUUAUUAUUAUUAUUAUUAUUAUUAUUAUUAUUAUUAUUAUUAGCUUAUGAUCGAUUUAUGGUUUUUAAUGAACUUUUGUCCACAAACUGAGGAUAAGGAAACACAUUGUAGGACUCGAAAUUUCUUCCGAAUGGAUAUUAAUACCACAAAGCUGCUGUUAUUUUUUGUAUUUGGAAUUUUAGCAAAAGAGAACAUUGAAUUGAAAGUCACAUGCAGUCCUCGAGUUCUGGAGUGUAAUAAGACAGCUCUUCACCUUGAGAUGGAGGAGUGUGGAGGACGCUUCAAGACUGAUAUGGCUGAGUUAGACCCCCAGAAUUGGUGCAACUUAACACAUUUUAUUAGACAGUACCACUACUUUACAUCCUGCACAGAGAACAAUGCAGUGAAAAUCGGCUGCUUUUGGCCUCACCCAGUCGUAGAGCACUAUAUUAUCCUUAUCCACAAACAAUUUUUUUUCAACUGCACUUCAACACUCGUGGUCUGGAGUGACAAUCAAGAAGACACUUUGACCUUAACCAUAGAUAUUCUUAUCAUAGUUCCAGUCUUUCUAACACUGGCCAUGGUCACAUCAGUGGUAUGGUGCAGCAAGAAAAGAUAGUACCUAUAGGCUGAAAAUGUUAUGUAUACUAUAUACAAGACCUGUUUUACCACUUACACAUUAAACUUGGCUCUAUGAGUUUUGUAUUUGUAUUUAAAUCAUUUGACUGAUGCCUUUAACCAAAGUGACUAGCAAAUUGAGGCCUAAAUGCCUUGCUCAAGGACCCAAUACUGGCAGCUUGGUGAUACUGGGAUUUUAAUGUUACAGUGAUUUAUUAAAUAACCUUGCAUAAACCUGAACCUAAAAUUAUUACAAUUUGAAGAGAACAGAAAAUGGAUAAACCUUGAAUCUACUAAGUAUUGGCUUGAAUUUGCCAUGUAAACAGGUUCAUGGACAUGAUUAGGAUAUAGCCCUAACUGUGUACUAAAUUGUGUACUAAAUUCUGAGUAUAAAGUUUAUUUUAUGUACAGUAAAUAAAGUAUGACAGGGUGCAUGGCAAGGAAGAUAUUUAUAUUGUGAGGGACCUUAAGGCACAAACUGAAUGGAGUAAAUUAUUCCCAAUUCUGUUGCCUCAUGCCCUUAAAGAAUGUAAUAUGAAGCACUGGUCCUUCAAACUAAACUCUGAGAAGGACAUAAAAAUCUUUCCCACAAUCAGCAGUGAAACAGUGGAAAUACGCUGGCUUGAGGUACAAAAACUGUCACAAUUUCUUGAAUCAUAUAUACAUUAUUGUACCUGGUGCCAAAAUGUGAUCAUGCUGUGACAUGUUUUGAUAACUAUAUACACUAUUGUCAUAUACAUUGAAUAGAAUAGAAUAGAAAGAAGUAUAUUAUAGUGUAUGUGUGAACUGAGGGUACAACAUAAACAUAAAGAUACUCUAUAUGCACAUAGCAUAUAGCUUGUUAAUCUCUUUAUCCUUUUCUGCUCUGUCUCUUUCCCACUAACAUCAAUUUUUACCCUUUUCCCACACUCACAAGCAGACAAUCCAAACAGGAUGUGAACCCCCACUGGCCUUCCUUCCUUCCUUGUCCAUAUUACUGCAACAGAUAUGGCACAUCCACACAGACAUAUUCCCAACCCCCAGGGUUACAGGACCUAUACUAUAAAUAAAACCUCAUGACUUUAAUUAUUUUUCAGUGCAGUGAAUGACACAGCAUUUAUACUCAAUCAUUAACCAUUUAAAACAAGUCACAAUGUUUUAUGAUGAAUAUUAAGCUAAACAUUUCAAAUUUGGUCCUGGCUUUCCAAAAGAGGGGGUUCAGUGCUGUGCUCACAUUACUAUCUUACAAUAAUCUUUAUGGUACAAAAAUAUGUGCAGGGUUACAAAUACCUAAUUUGCUGAUGAAAUGUUGUUGCUCUGCUGCAUGAUGUAUAAGUUCAUUUUCUAUGAUGUAUUUUCUGUCAUACAACAUUGUACAGUGUUGGCUGAAAUGUUAGAACAAGUUGUUGCAGCAACAUGCCGUUAAUAUGAGAACCCAUUUCCAAAGUUUUUUUUUAUGCAAUAAAAGCCUCAGGCAAUAAUUUCCUAUUUAUGCAUUAAAUCCCAAACUGCUGAUUCCAAGUUUAACUUUGAAUAGCACCAAGAUAAGCUGAGCACAUAUCUUAUUAGCUUAUUUUAAAGCUGUAUUUUGCACUGUGAGAAAUAAACACAAUAUAAACACAAUUUAGUGUGAUCUGUGAUCUGUGCUCUGUUUGGACAAUCUCCUGAAGAGCAGUGCUAUCCAUCCAUCCUCUAUACCGCUUAUCCUUCCUUCGUAUCCUUCACGCUUAUCCUUGACGGGGAACCUGGAGCCUAUCCCAGGGAGCAUCAGGCAUA
Messenger RNA from Ictalurus furcatus (blue catfish), 2436 nucleotides. RefSeq names its product receptor activity-modifying protein 3-like. Gene Ontology annotation, molecular function: coreceptor activity. The record is from RefSeq and is a predicted model, not a curated record. Gene Ontology annotation, biological process: receptor internalization; G protein-coupled receptor signaling pathway; intracellular protein transport. Gene Ontology annotation, cellular component: signaling receptor complex; cell surface; membrane. Bases 131 to 682 code for a protein of 183 amino acids. NCBI's taxonomy places the organism in Eukaryota, Metazoa, Chordata, Actinopteri, Siluriformes, Ictaluridae. The transcript has 3 exons.